GCCCUUGACAUAUAGCAAAGAGAGAAUACAAUCAUACGUAUAUUCUUCUCCAAGAAAAUCAUGGCCAUCUCUUUUCGUUCUUCUGUAAGCCUGCCUUUCCUCCUUGUGGCAAUGGCACUCUGCUUCUUGCCCAUUUCCUUUGCUCGUGAGGGCGUUGCAACUUUCUACCACGAUACCAUGUUCGCGUGCGAAAACCAACAAGCAGGAACCAUGUACGCCGCAGUGGCACCUUCAACGUUCCAAAAUCAAGCAGCCUGUGGGAGGCGCUACUCCGUGACUUGCAUCGGCGGUACCAACGGAGCUCCUCAUCCAUGCAGAGGUGGGAGUGUGGAAGUAACGGUCGUGGAUCUCUGUCCAAGUUGCGAACCUGGGCACUUGGAUCUCUCUAGGGAAGCUUUCUCCACCAUCGCCGAUCCUGACGCUGGAAAAGUCAGGAUCAGCUACUAUCGUAUCUGAUCAGCACGGCGCGUAUAUAUCAAGUAAUAUUACCAAUAAAGACAGCUUGCUGUGCGCUGUUCACCGCUGGUUCCUAACAUCACCGUGGCUGCAGAAUCAGUGCUACUACUUGUACUAGCUACUAGAAUCAGUACUACUUGUAUGUUGUACUCUUGCUAUCUGCUAUCCCAAAUAUAUGGUGUGGAGUAAUAGAUGCAUUCCUCUCUCUCA
Messenger RNA from Nymphaea colorata (pocket water lily), 666 nucleotides. Its product is annotated as EG45-like domain containing protein. The transcript is spliced from 3 exons. The coding region runs from base 61 to 456 and encodes 131 amino acids. Gene Ontology annotation, cellular component: apoplast; cell wall. The record is from RefSeq and is a predicted model, not a curated record. NCBI's taxonomy places the organism in Eukaryota, Viridiplantae, Streptophyta, Magnoliopsida, Nymphaeales, Nymphaeaceae. Gene Ontology annotation, biological process: systemic acquired resistance.